Messenger RNA from Saccoglossus kowalevskii, 780 nucleotides. RefSeq names its product centrosomal protein POC5-like. The record is from RefSeq and is a predicted model, not a curated record. Lineage: Eukaryota; Metazoa; Hemichordata; Enteropneusta; Harrimaniidae.
AUGCAUAUAAAUGAAGCGUUAGAGUCAUCAAGAAAUGAAGUACAACGAUUACAUGCAGAGAGAGACCAGUAUGAAGAGACAAUGAAAAAGGCUUUCAUGCGAGGUGUAUGCGCCCUCAACCUAGAAGCUAUGUCUAUGUUCCAUGAAAAUGAAGGCAACACAGAGAACCAAGCCCCCAAUGACAACCAGGGUUUUGCAGCCUCCGCAGCAGAAGCGGCAUCUUUCACUGAACACACAGCACCUCAACAGUGUGCUCCAAGGACGAUCACAAGCCAAGCUGCAGUGACAGCGAGUACGCUUACGCAUACUGUUAGUGGUUCAGUGGCAAGAAAGUCUGCCGUCCCAAAGACCACUUCGUCAGGUAAAGGUACCAGGACUAUCACUGCUAAAGUGACCGCCAGACCGGACACUAUGAGAACAGGUCAGGCAUCCCUGAGUGGGGUUGGUCUAGCGCCACCAAUGAGCUCAGUUCUCGUUGAACGACAUCAUCCAGUCACACAGCAAACUAUAGGACAUGCUACAGCUAGCCGGUAUCCUAGGCAACAGCAGAUGCAAAGCAGUGGAUCUGGAGUAGCGCAGAGAAAGAUAGCGGGUCAGACGUCAAAUAAAAUUAAUCUUGCAUCGCCUAAUAUACAAACAGUGAAAGUGGUCCAGUGAAAAUACUCCUAUCUGGCAUUUGUAGAAUCUUUCGCAAGGUUUAUCAUCCUCGUAUUUCUUACUACCAGGGAUGGUAUUCAUGGUAGUUUUAAUUUGCAUAGUGACUCAUUUGCAUAGUGACUC